Molecule: messenger RNA, 1141 nt
Organism: Phyllostomus hastatus (greater spear-nosed bat)
Lineage: Eukaryota; Metazoa; Chordata; Mammalia; Chiroptera; Phyllostomidae
Gene: ISL2
Product: ISL LIM homeobox 2
Exons: 6
Coding region: 65-1141 (358 amino acids)
Biological process (GO): axonogenesis; positive regulation of transcription by RNA polymerase II; neuron fate specification
Cellular component (GO): nucleus
Molecular function (GO): cis-regulatory region sequence-specific DNA binding; DNA-binding transcription factor activity, RNA polymerase II-specific
Source: RefSeq, a predicted model, not a curated record
GAGCCGGCGGGGCGCGCGACCCCGUCCUCCGCCCGGCGCACUCUCGGCACACGCGUCCGUCUGCAUGGUGGAUAUCAUUCUCCAUUAUCCUUUCCUGGGUGCCAUGGGGGAUCCUUGCAAGAAGAAGCCAGGCACAGCCACGUGCGUGGGCUGCGGGAGUCAGAUCCACGACCAGUUCAUCCUGCGGGUGUCCCCCGACCUCGAGUGGCACGCCGCCUGCCUCAAGUGCGCCGAGUGCAGCCAGUACCUGGACGAGACGUGCACGUGCUUCGUGAGAGACGGGAAAACCUACUGUAAACGGGACUAUGUCAGGCUGUUCGGCAUCAAGUGCGCCAAGUGCCAGGUGGGCUUCAGCAGCAGCGAUCUGGUGAUGCGCGCGCGGGACAGCGUGUACCACGUCGAGUGCUUCCGCUGCUCCGUGUGCAGCCGCCAGCUGCUGCCCGGCGACGAGUUCUCGCUGCGGGAGCACGAGCUGCUGUGCCGCGCGGACCACGGCCUCCUGCUCGAGCGCGCGGGAGCCGGCAGCCCGCGGAGCCCAGGCCCGCUCCCGGCGCGCGGCUUACAUCUGCCAGAGCCCGGGCCCGGCCGGCAGCCCGCGCUGCGCCCGCACGUGCACAAGCAGGCGGAGAAGACGACUCGCGUGCGGACGGUGCUCAACGAGAAGCAACUGCACACGCUGCGGACCUGCUACGCCGCCAACCCGCGGCCCGACGCGCUCAUGAAGGAGCAGCUGGUCGAGAUGACCGGCCUGAGCCCGCGGGUCAUCCGCGUCUGGUUCCAGAACAAGCGUUGCAAGGACAAGAAGAAAUCCAUCCUCAUGAAGCAGCUGCAGCAGCAGCAGCACAACGACAAGACGAGCCUGCAGGGACUGACUGGGACGCCGCUGGUGGCCGGCAGCCCCAUCCGCCACGAGAGCGCCGUACAGGGCAGCGCGGUCGAGGUGCAGACGUACCAGCCACCGUGGAAAACUCUCAGCGAGUUCGCGCUGCAGAGUGACCUGGACCAACCUGCCUUCCAGCAGCUGGUCUCCUUCUCUGAGUCUGGCUCCCUGGGCAACUCCUCUGGCAGCGACGUGACCUCCCUGUCCUCGCAGCUCCCCGACACGCCCAACAGCAUGGUGCCGAGUCCGGUGGAGACGUGA